Molecule: messenger RNA, 843 nt
Organism: Trypanosoma conorhini
Lineage: Eukaryota; Euglenozoa; Kinetoplastea; Trypanosomatida; Trypanosomatidae
Product: putative HIRA-interacting protein 5
Exons: 1
Coding region: 1-843 (280 amino acids)
Biological process (GO): iron-sulfur cluster assembly
Cellular component (GO): mitochondrion
Molecular function (GO): iron ion binding; iron-sulfur cluster binding
Source: RefSeq, a predicted model, not a curated record
AUGCUCCGGGCCUCGCUACGUUGCCUGCUGGCCGCGCGUUCCGCAGCUCGACCGUGUGUGCAUCGGCGGGCAUUGUCGUCUGCAAUUCGCAUGGUGCGUGGCCCGCAGGGUUCAACUUGGCACCCCCAACUGGAGCGCACUGUUGGCGGUGCCGUGAGUCCCUUGUGGACGUCCCAGCGUCUUCUUUUAGUUGAGACGAGUGAGACGCCGAAUCCUGACUGUUUGCGCUUCUACUCGAUGGAGUUGUCGUUUCUGAAACCCGGCUUCUCAAUGGACUUUCCAAACGCUGGGCAUGCAUACAAGUCUCCACUGGCUGAGAUAUUGUUUAGCAUCGAUGGGGUAGAGGCUGUGUACCUCGCCGAUGAAUACAUCACCGUACGAAAGGCUCCUCUCGUGGACUGGGACGAGCUUCUGCCGCUCAUAAAAGAGAGUAUCGCGCAGUUUGCGGAGAGUGAGGUGAGCAUCCUCUCGCAAGACGGAGAAGAGCUUCUUGCCGGUCACAAUGACGACACUGAGCCAAAGGAUGACGAUGACGAGGUGAUUCUGGCUGUCAAGGAGUUACUCGCCACACGCAUACGGCCUAUGCUGCAGGCUGAUGGUGGGAACGUGCGCUACGUGGACAUGGAUGACGGCACCGUUUUCGUGUUGCUGGAAGGAGCGUGUAAGUCGUGCCCGUCGGCGGGUGUGACGCUUAAAAACGGUAUUGAACGCAUGCUUAUGCACUGGAUACCGGAGGUUGUGGAGGUGCAGGAAUGCACGGAGGAGAUGGCGGACGACAUUCUUGCAGAGAAGGCGCUGCGAAAAAAGUUAAAAAAUGAGGGCCUAGAAAUUACUGCCAAGUGA